Pelobates fuscus (common spadefoot toad) is the source of this 1736-nucleotide messenger RNA. It is a transcript of the gene PLCXD3, whose product is annotated as phosphatidylinositol specific phospholipase C X domain containing 3. Gene Ontology annotation, cellular component: synapse. Gene Ontology annotation, biological process: lipid metabolic process. The transcript has 3 exons. Lineage: Eukaryota; Metazoa; Chordata; Amphibia; Anura; Pelobatidae. The record is from RefSeq and is a predicted model, not a curated record. Gene Ontology annotation, molecular function: phosphoric diester hydrolase activity. Bases 117 to 1082 code for a protein of 321 amino acids.
CCUGCGCCAUCCAGUGGGUGUGGUGCAGAGCCGUGUACACUGUAACAGCGCAGGAGCAAAGCCUUGGAUACAGAGCAAGGAACACAGAGUCAGACAGAGAGUGUGUACAGCACAGAAUGGCUUCAUCUCAAGGGAAGAGCGACCUGCACGCUGCAGACUGGAUGGCAACUUUACCAGAACACAUCCACAGGGUUCCACUCACCUGUUUAGCUAUCCCAGGGUCCCAUGACUCCUUUAGCUUCUACAUUGACGAGGCUUCUCCAGUGGGACCAGAACAACCAGAAACCGUUCAAAAUUUUGUGUCUGUGUUUGGUACUGUUGCUAAAAAAUUGAUGAGAAAAUGGUUAGCCACUCAGACCAUGAAUUUUACAAGCCAAAUGGAGGCUGGCAUAAGAUAUUUUGAUCUCCGGAUUUCAACAAAGCCUAGAGACCCUGAUAAUGAAUUGUAUUUUGCUCAUGGAUUAUUUAGUGCCAAAGUGAAUGAAGGUCUUAAAGAAAUUAAUGCCUUUCUGUCCAGUCACAGUAAAGAAGUGGUCUUCUUGGACUUCAAUCAUUUUUAUGGGAUGCAAAAAUACCAUCAUGAAAACCUAGUCCAAAUGCUAAAGGACAUCUUUGGGAAUAAAAUGUGCCCAGCUAUUUUUGCCCAGGAAGUUAGCCUCCACUAUCUGUGGGAGAGGAAUUAUCAAAUCUUGGUGUUUUAUCACAGUCCAGUAGCUCUCGAAGUUUCCUUUCUGUGGCCUGGGCAAAUGAUGCCGGCACCCUGGGCAAAUACCACGGACACUGAAAAACUCAUUCAGUUUCUGCAAUCUUCAGUCGCUGAACGAAGAAAGAAAGGAUCUUUUUUUAUCUCUCAGGUGGUACUAACACCAAAGGCUAGUACUGUGGUUAAAGGAGUUACCAGUGGUCUGAGAGAAACCAUCACUGAAAGAGCCCUGCCUUCCAUGAUGCAAUGGGUCCGGGCGCAAAAGCCAGGAGAAAGUGGAAUCAACAUUGUCACGGCAGAUUUUGUGGAACUUGGCGACUUCAUCAGCACUGUCAUUAAGCUCAACUAUCUCUUGGAGGAAGAGGACAGCACAACUUGAUAAUGCAGGAUCCGUUCUGGGAAAUCAAAUGACAUGCUGCAGUGUAAUUGUAUUAGUAAUGUAAUAUUGUAAAACACAGAACUCUUCCUAUCAGUUUUGAAUCUCUGAGUUGCUUGAGUCUUGUAGAUAGAGGGCUAAUUGGGAUAGGUGAAACAUUUUAGCUUUCAAAAUGAUUCUUCAUUUACCACCUGGAAAUCGAACACAAUGUUAACCAGAGCAGAAGCAGGUGCUUUGAAUAUGCUCUUUUAUUUUUGGAAAAAAAGAACAUUUUAACCAAAGCAUAUCAUGUAUUUAGUAUUAUUAUUUUAUGAUUUAUAUAGCACCAGCAAAUUGCAUAGCGCUGUUAGUAGGAAUAUUUAGUUCCAUUGGUGGAUAUUUGAUUUAAAAAUCUAUAUUUAUUUUGAAUGAUGUUAUGGUUAACCCCUAGCUCUACUGAGAACUCAUUUUUUUUUACAAAUGGAAGAGGUCUUUUUUACUUUAAAAAUGUGUGCUUUAUGUGUACGUCACUACAAUUUUGAAUUGAUUUUAUUGUUUGCCAUUGUUAUUUCAAGCAGGAACUACCGUACAAGUGGGUGCAAUUAGGAUUGUGUAUUAAGAAAGGAUGUACAUACUUAUCAUCUCAGUCAUUAGGUUAACGAUUCAUACAAUAUUAAC